This is a messenger RNA of Callithrix jacchus (white-tufted-ear marmoset), 854 nucleotides long. The record is from RefSeq and is a predicted model, not a curated record. Lineage: Eukaryota; Metazoa; Chordata; Mammalia; Primates; Cebidae.
UUUUGACAGGCUACUUGGCAUCUAAACUCUAGUUUGAUUUUUUUGAGACUUGCUUUAAGAUAUAUUAGGGCCGGGCUUUGUGAACACCACCGCUGCCUGGAGCCUUGUAGUAUCAGCCAUGGUCAACCCCACCAUGUUCUUCGACGUUGCCGUCGAUGGCGAGCCCUUGGGCUGCAUCUUCUUUAAGCUGUUUGCAGGCAAGGUUCCAAAGAAAGCAGAAAACUUUUGUGCUCUGAGCACUGGAGAGAAAGGAUUUGGUUAUACGGCUUCCUGCUUUCACAGAAUUAUUCCAGGGUUUAUGUGUCAGGGUGGUGACUUCACGCGCCAUAAUGGCACUGGUGGCAAGUCCAUCUAUGGGGAGAAAUUUGAUGAUGAGAACUUCAUCCUAAAGCAUGCAGGUCCCGGCAUCUUGUCCAUGGCAAAUGCUGGACCCAACACAAACGGUUCCCAGUUUUUCUUCUGUACUGUCAACACUGAGUGGUUGGAUGGCAAGCAUGUGGUCUUUGGCAAGGUGAAAGAAGGCUUGAAAAUUGCAGAGGCCUUGGAGCGCUUUGGGUCCAGGAAUGGCAAGACCAGCAGGAAGAUCACCAUUGCCGACUGUGGACAACUUUAGUAUGUUUGACUUGUGUUUUAUCUUAACCACCAGACCAUUCCUUCUGUAGCUCAGGAGAGCACCCCUCCACCCCAUUUGCUCACAGUAUCCUAAAUUCUGUGCGCUUGCUGCAGUUCCCUUUGGGUUCCAUGUCUUCCUUGUUCCCUUCCAUGCCUAGCUGGAUUGCAGAGUUGAGUUGAGUUUAUGAUUAUCAAAUAAAGACUAAAUAACAACAACAACAACAACAACAACAGAAGAUAUA